GCAUAAUGACUGGUUUGUAUUGAAUGUUUCCGCAUCUGCGUUCCCCUUCUCGUCGCUGAUGAAAUACAGCUGUAUUCAAUCUCAUCAGUAUCUGCACCCAAGAGAGGCUGGGUUUGGGAAACGCUGGCAGAUCAGCUGGAGUUGGAAUUUAAAUGCGCGUUUGGACGAGGGGCGGUCGAGAGUGCGCAACAACAGCGGAGCUGAGAUGCUUUAAUUAAAAACGGGGUGCAAAAAGAGGCUGUAAUGGAACUCGUAACCAAUGUUGUGGCCACUGUCGGUGGUCUCGUUACCGGUGUAAUGAAUUUCUUCACUGACAGAUUUCUUACACCGCCGCUGGAAGCAACUCUCAAAUAUUUAGAGGAGGCUGAACUCAAGACCACGAAGGGAGAAAUAAAGACGUUCAAAGCCAAAUCUCUGUGGGAAAAGUCAGGAGCUGUUAUGAUGGCAGUCCGGCGUCCUGGAUGAUUUUUGUGCAGAGAGGAAGCUGCAGAGCUGUCCUCUCUGAAACCCCAGCUGGAUGAGCUUGGGGUUCCUCUGUACGCUGUUGUAAAGGAAGAUGUCGGCACAGAGGUCAAGAACUUCAGGCCAUACUUUCAGGGGGAAGUCUUCUUGGAUGAAAAGAGACGUUUUUAUGGGCCUCGUGAGCGGAAGUUGGGUCUCCUGGCAUUCCUGCGUGUUGGAGUGUGGAUGAAUGGCGUAAGGGCUUUCAGGAAUGGCUUUGUGGGAAAUGUUCUCGGAGAGGGUUUUGUCCUUGGUGGGGUCUUUGUCAUCGGGCAAGGACAGCAGGGAAUACUUUUGGAACACAGAGAGAUUGAGUUUGGAGAUAAAGUAAACAUUGAAGAUGUCCUCCAAGCUGUCAGAAAAAUACCACAGGAACUACAGUCUUUGGAGAAGAAAUAAUUCUUUGUAUUACUCGUGUUUUUGAACAUUUAAAAAUUAUUAACAAUUAAACACCUUUCAGAUAACAUAAAAUCUACAGCAUUGUCUAAAUAUAUGGUAUAGACAAAUUUUUCUUUUAAAUGAGGAAAUUUGUACAUUUGAUAGUUUGCCUGUCUCUUUAAGAUAAGGAUGCAUUUUGCAGUAUGACUGUUUUUAAGAGUCUGAGUGUGUUAAUGAUGGCCUGUCUUUAAACUCUAUAGAAGAAGCAGACCUGAUGCUUAAUGCUCAUUUUCUUAAAACUCUGAUACCACUAUGCUGUCCUGGAAGUAAUGAGGCUAAUCUUUUGAACAAUAAAACACGUUUCGGUGCUCGGCA
Oreochromis niloticus (Nile tilapia) is the source of this 1254-nucleotide messenger RNA. Its product is annotated as redox-regulatory protein FAM213A. Gene Ontology annotation, molecular function: antioxidant activity. The transcript has 5 exons. The record is from RefSeq and is a predicted model, not a curated record. NCBI's taxonomy places the organism in Eukaryota, Metazoa, Chordata, Actinopteri, Cichliformes, Cichlidae.